Molecule: messenger RNA, 1980 nt
Organism: Ilex paraguariensis (yerba mate)
Lineage: Eukaryota; Viridiplantae; Streptophyta; Magnoliopsida; Aquifoliales; Aquifoliaceae
Source: the annotation of a GenBank genome assembly
GAUAACAGGGAAUGGAGUUGUGGACACUGGCACACCGGACGGAACUUAAUCAUAACAUUCGACGAUAAUUGCACAAGAACGAACAAAUCUCUCUCUCUCGCUCGCUCAGGAAUCCGAGACGCAAAGAAUCAGUGAAACCCAGAGUAAAGGUCACAAGCCUGAUGUUGCUCAAGCUACUCAGUUAUUGUAUGAUCUAUGCAAGUCCAAUAAACUCCGAAAAGCGACAAGGGUAAUGGAGAUGAUGACUAGUUCGGGUUGUAAUCCUGAUGCCGCUUCAUAUACUUUCUUAGUAAAUCAUUUGUGUAAGAGGGGGAAUGUUGGGCAUGCAAUGCAAUUAGUUGAAAAAAUGGAGGAAUUUGGGUACCCAACCAAUACUGUUACUUAUAACUCUCUUGUUAGAGGUCUUUGCAUGCGUGGAAACUUGAAUCAAAGCUUGCAAUUGGUAGAUAAGUUGAUGCAGAAAGGGUUGGUUCCAAAUGCAUUCACUUACUCAAUCUUGCUUGAAGCUGCGUAUAAGGAAAAGGGGGUUAAUGAAGCAAUGAGGCUCUUGGAUAAUAUAAUUGCCAAAGGUGGAAAGCCUAAUUUGGUUAGCUAUAAUGUUUUGUUAACUGGUUUGUGCAAGGAAGGUAGAGUUGAUGAGGCAAUCAAGUUGUUUCGGAAUAUGCCAUCAAAGGGGUUUACCCCUAAUGUUGUAAGCCAUAAUAUUUUGUUGAGGAGCUUGUGCUACGAAGGACGGUGGAAGGAGGCAAAUGAUCUUCUUGUGGGGAUGGUAGGCGAGGAUCGUUCCCCCUCAAUAGUUACCUACAAUAUUCUGGUCGGGUCGCUGGCUUUCCAUGGCCAAACUGAUCGUGCUCUCAAGGUGUUGGAUGAAAUGUUUGCGGGGGGGCAGUUCAAGCCCACUGCUGCUAGCUACAACCCAAUAGUUGCCCGUCUCUGUAAAGAGAGGAAGGUAGAUGCUGUGGUUAAGUGUCUCGAUCAAAUGAUUUAUAGGCAAUGUAAUCCUAACGAGGGAACAUACAAUGCUAUUGCUGUACUCUGCGAGGAGGGGAUGGUGCAAGAAGCUUUCUCCAUAAUUCAAAGCUUGAGUAAGAAGCAAAACUCCUCUACACAUGAAUUCUUCAAAAGUGUGAUUUCAAGCUUGUGUAGGAAAGGGAACACACAUCCUGCAUUUCAGUUUUUAUAUGAAAUGACAAAACGUGGAUUUACUCCUGACUCCUAUACCUAUUCAUCUUUGAUCAGAGGACUGUGCAUGGAGGGAAUGCUGGAUGAGGCCAUGGAGGUAUUCAGCAUCAUGGAAGAAAGUGGCCACAGGCCUGAUGUUGACAAUUUCAAUGCACUUGUACUUGGGUUAUGCAAAUCUCGGAGAACAUAUGUGGCCUUGGAGUUUUUUGAGAUGAUGAUUUUUAAGGGUUAUAUGCCUAAUGAGACAACCUAUACCAUUAUAGUGGAGGGGAUUAUCUAUGAAGAAGAAAAGGCGCUGGCAGCAGUAGUUUUAAAGGAGUUGCAUUUGAGACAAGUGAUGGGCCGAAAUACAGUGGAAAGGCUUGUUAUGCAAUAUGACCUUGAGGGUUUAUCCUUGUGAAAAUCUUUCAGUAAGAAAGAAAAGAGUUUCGGAAUUGAAAGGAAACCAAGCAAUACAAACAAUACAAUGGAGUUGCGAUUGCAAAAAAUAAACUCUGUAGGAGCACAAGUGUCGCUGAUUUGGUGGGGAGCUUUGUACAUUAAUGGCUAAUCUACUGUAAAAAUGGAUAAUACCCUAAUAUUGUGAUUGAUAUCCUAUAAAAUCCUUUUGAAGGUGGCCAAGGGCAAGUUCAGAUUGGCUACACUUUACUUUCCUUCAUUCGCGUUGAUUACUUUCCACUUUUUCUUCUUUGGAUUAAAGCAUAUCGAUUGUGUAAAGGACUUGUGUCUUUCAGAUCUGACAUCAAAGAGUCUCUGUCCUUGUAAAUCUUAUUGUUUUGUCUACUCUAAAAUCAAAUA